AUGUUCCGCAAAUUCGUACUAGCGUUGCCUCUACUGUCAGUGGUUUAUUUAGCUAUUGCCUCUCCUGUAAAGCAACGCUCUCCCGCCCCAGGCCUAAUCGACGACCUCUUAAAAGGCGUUCUUUCCCCGAUUGGACAGCUCAUCAAAGACAUCCUAAAUGGGAUCACAUCAGGACAAUCUGGAGAGCUGUCCUCCAAACCCUUAAUCUGUUUACCAUCCCUCGACGAAUGCUGUGUUUGGUGGGACGUAUCUGCAGACCUCACAUCGCGAUUUAAAGGCCCCGACAGCCAAUGCAACGACAACGCCCGCGCAGCCGUCCGUAUGGGUUUCCACGACGCAGGUUCCUGGGACAAAAACUCGCUCAAUGGCGGCGCUGACGGUUCCCUCUUAAUGGAUUUCGGCGAGCAAGAUCGUCCUGAGAACAACGGACUCCAGAGCAUCCGAAACAUCCUGCGAACUGUGCAAGCCAAGUAUAAAGUUGGCUACGCAGAUCUCGCGCAAUACGCACACAACCACGCCACAGUUACUUGCCCAAAGGGUCCCCGCAUUCGAACAUUCAUCGGCCGCAAAGACGCCACUAAAGCUGCACCAACCGGUCUUCUACCAGACACCCGUGAUUCCGCCGACAACCUGAUUACACUCUUCCAAAACAAAGGAUUCUCAGCCCACGACCUCGCCGCUCUGGUCGGCGCCCAUUCCUCCGCAAAACAGCGAUUCGUCGACCCUUCCAAAGCCAAUUUUCCCCUCGACACAACCCCAGGUGUGUGGGACGUCAAUUUCUACAACGAGACGUUGGAGAAUCCCCCAGAUAGCAGAAUAUUCGUGCUGCCGAGUGAUAAAGCAUUAUCGACGCACCCGAAGAUCACUGAUGAAUGGAACGCGUUUGUGGGGAAUCAGCCGCAUUGGAAUGAAGAUUAUGCAAAGGCAUAUGUGCGGAUGAGCUUAUUGGGGGUAGAUAAUUUAGAUGAUUUAAGUGAGUGUACGAAGACUUUGCCCGUGGCGAGGGUGAACGGAGUAUAG
Molecule: messenger RNA, 1020 nt
Organism: Lindgomyces ingoldianus
Lineage: Eukaryota; Fungi; Ascomycota; Dothideomycetes; Pleosporales; Lindgomycetaceae
Product: heme peroxidase
Exons: 2
Coding region: 1-1020 (339 amino acids)
Biological process (GO): response to reactive oxygen species; cellular response to oxidative stress; hydrogen peroxide catabolic process
Molecular function (GO): peroxidase activity; heme binding
Source: RefSeq, a predicted model, not a curated record